This is a messenger RNA of Lactuca virosa, 1377 nucleotides long. The record is from the annotation of a GenBank genome assembly. Lineage: Eukaryota; Viridiplantae; Streptophyta; Magnoliopsida; Asterales; Asteraceae.
GACUGUUCAGUCGUCGACUCGUCGCCGUCGAUAAACGGAAUCCAAAACGUUUACAAAGAUUUCUGUUGUGUUUGCAUAAAACAGAAUGGGUUUCCGGCGCUUUCUCAUAGAGGUGUCGAGGCAUCACUCACAAUGUAGGCCAAUUAGAAACAUAUAUUCAUGUUCUUAUCACACAUCACUGAAAUUUGGAGGCAAUGGAGGCUUAAAUUACCCUAUCAAGAACACAACAUUCAACAAUCCAACAUGCUCAAUGAUGUUGUCAAGGGCAUUAUACUCUUCAGAUGCAAGCACAAUUGAAGUUAGUCCCACAGAUGCUGCUAAAGAAUUGUAUGAUAAAUUGCUCAAAUCUGUAAAAGAGCAAAGAACUGCACCUCCCAACAAUUUGUUAUGGAGCCUCAUAGAAAAAAGUGCCAAUCGUGAAGACAUCAAACUUUUAUUCAACAUAUUGGAGAACCUUCGAAAAUUCAGACUAUCAAAUCUUCGAAUUUUUGAGAAUUUUAAUGAUAAUCUUUGUCGGGAAGUAUCAAAGGCAUGUGUAAGAGUAGAGGCUAUUGAUCUUGGAAAGAAGACAUUGUGGAAACACAAUGUGUACGGAUUAACUCCUAGUGUUGCAUCUGCUCACAGUUUACUGUUGUAUGCUAAAGAACACAAAGAUGUUGAUCUUAUGGUGGAUGUAAUGAAACUUUUGAAAGCAAAUGAUGUCCCACUGCAACCUGGAACAGCAGAUAUCGUCUUUAGCAUUUGCUAUGAAACAGAUAGCUGGGAGUUGAUGUGUAAGUAUGCAAAAAGAUUUGUGAAGGCUGGAGUGAAAUUGAGGCGAACUUCAUUUGAUACUUGGAUGACGUAUGCUGCCAAACUAGGAGAUAUUGAUAAUUUGUGGAAAAUUGAGAAACUGAGAUCUGGAUUGAUGAAAACACAUACAAUUGGAAGUGGAUUUUCAUGUGCAAAGGGGUUUUUACUUGAACAUAAACCAGAAGAAGCAGCUGUGAUAAUUCAAGUCGUCACCCAGACAUUACCGGAGGCAAAAAGGCCAGAUAUAAUGGCGGAACUUGAGAAGAUGGUUAGCGAGUGGCCUUUGGAGGUCAUAAAGAGUUGGAAAGAUGAGGACAAAAUGGCCUUGGCUGCUGGUUUGCAAAGCUGAUAUCCCUGUGAUGAUUGAUAGUCUUUCGAGGUUGGGUGUGAAGACGAAUGUAAAAGUGGAUGAUUUGACCAAAAUAGCCUUUUGAGAGUUAGAAAUUUGAUGUUUUUAAGGUAAACAUUGACCGUUGUACAAGUUAAAGUUGACUUUUUUCGUGCACACUCAAAACUUGAUUGUGUGUUUUGACAAUUUAAAAAGAGUAGCAAUUGUAACAAUUGAUAAUUGCUAGAUAAAAUAGA